AAACUACUCUAUUAGUAAGAAACCUGUACACCUUACCUUGAUAAUAUAUCGGUUUAUAUUUCCUUUCUAAAAAGUUAUCAAACCUAUCCUAAAUGGAAAUAGGAAACGAGAUAAGUCAAAAAAUAAGGUCUGCCAUCAAGACGAAGCUUGUGGAACUCGGUGCCUAUGAAGAUGAAGAACUACCUGACUACAUCAUGGUGAUGGUUGCUAAUAAGAAGACCCGGGAACAAAUGAACGAGGAUCUUCAUUUAUUCCUUGGCAAUAGCACUGAAAAAUUUACUGCUUGGUUGCUAUCUAUUUUGAAUAAAUUGAAAGCUAUUACUAUAGGAAACCCACCAAGUGUAGCUGCUGUAAUUCCACAGGAAGUAAACACUACAAAGAAUCCUAGAAGCAACAGUAAUGGCACUGAUAACAAAGAACAUGAGUUGAUUCCAGAAUUGCUACUGCAGACGGAAACAGAUGAAUUUAAUGAAGAACAAGAAGAAAUCAACACACUAAAUGCUACAGAGAAAUCAGACAUCACUAAAACCUUAACAACAACAUGUGACAAAAUUAAUAAAGUAAAUUCAGACUUAAAGACUGCACCUUCCAUUUCUACCACAACCACAAAAAUUACCUCUCGUGUGCAGCCAUCCAUGUUUUACUUGAACUCUGCAUCUAAUAAUAUUACUUCACAGACUCAAUCUUCCAUUUCUAAUGAAAAUACAAUUUCCUCUCAGUCUGCUGCUUAUGUUUUCCCCAAAAGUAAGCCAAUAACAUCUCGAUUGCAAAUGGACCUUAUUUCAAACUCUCAUAAGAGUCAAAUACCAAAAGUCAUCACUCAUCCUAUCAUAUCUAAAGAACAACAACAAUUACAGCUUGCCAGGCAAAACAGAAAACGGCGGAUUCCUGGUUCAGUAAUUGGCUCUAUAAUCCACCAUUCUAGUGAAGAAGAAGAAGAAUAUGAUCCAUACAAUCCUUCUUACGGCAGUGUUGCUAGUGUCAUUCGAGUCACAGAAAGAAAGUCUAGUAUACCUCCAGAACUACAAGCUAAUAAAUGUUUGUUAUUGAAAGCAGUGAAAGAUGCUCAUAAAUCGUUAGCAACACAAGAAAAACGAAAUGCAGAACAUGCCAUGAUAAAACCUAUGUUUCAUGAAGUUCCUGAAAAGAAGUUGAAGAUGUCUGAGAGAAUGAAAAGCAAACAGCCACCGCUGUUUACAAGGUCCAAACUGGCUGAACAGGAUUUUCCUGAAUCCAACCAGUAUAACUUUGGAGAGGAGGAGGAUGAUGAAUUGGAUGGUCGUCAAAACAAACUGAGACAAGUGGAAUGUAACAAGCCUGGACAAAGGAUUGCUGUGAUCAAGCAUUUAGAAUCAGCGAAAUUGAAUGAAGAACUAAAUAACGAAUCCAUUGCAGAAAUUGAGCUUGAUGAAGACAUCCAGUUGUGUAGCAAUCUGUUAAAUCUUCCUGAAGAGGAUUUGGUCGAGACACCACUGCCAGCAAGAAUUGUGAAGAAAAACAAGAAAGAAACAGAAGAUAAAACACAAUUUAUUGUAACAUUAGAUGGCUAUGAUGCACCCAAAAUGAACAGCACCUCGUCAUUUCAAUCGCCAACAGACCAGAAUGAAACAACAAAUUCAUCUAUGCAGUAUCAAAUGACACAGAUAAAACCUUUAGCUUUCAACAUCAGUGACACAACAGAUGAAGAUGAAGAACUAGAUGAGACUAAAAGUUCAGCCUUGAAAACGACGACAGAGAAAUGUAAGUUCUGGCCUUCCUGUCAGAAUGGCACACACUGUAAAUACUAUCACCCGUCAUCUCCUUGCAGUAAAUUUCCUAAAUGCAAAUUUGGGCAGAAUUGUCUUUAUAUCCACCCAAAAUGUAAAUUUGACACCAAAUGUUCAAGAACAGAUUGCCCAUUCAGUCACAGUUAUGCAAAACCAGCAGCACCUCCAGUAGCAGUGCAGUCUCUUCCAGCCGUACCAGUUGCCCCUCCUGCUACACGACAGCCUCCCACUCAAACACUUCAAUGUAAAUUUUUCCCUACUUGUAAAAAUAUGAAUUGUCCAUUUACCCACCCAAAGCCUUGUCGGUAUGGUAUUAGUUGUACAAAUAAAACAUUUUGCACCUUUUACCAUCCACCAUUACCAAGCAAAAAUCAACUACGAUGGAAAGCAGAGAAAUCCAGAGCUGAGAAUCAGUCUGAAUUGGAAGAUGAUAUGGAAUUAAAUGUUGUACAUUGGAAUAAUCCCUACAAAGUUGUUAACACUAGCAGCUGAUGACAUGGGUAAGUCAAGACAUGGUCUCUCUGGGUCGCAUACAAGUAUUGUAUUAUAUUGUCUCUGAGUCAGGUAUAUAGCUAUACAUAUGUUAAUGUAUUCACUGACAAUAGAUUGCACUUAAAUUUCACACAGUUUAGUGGUUCACAGUGAACAAGAAGUGUGUCUGUCUGACAGUAAAGAGCAUAUUUAUUUUCUUCUGCAAGCUUCUGUUAAGGUAUAGCCUAUCAAAGAUUACAUUAUCUUGUAGUUUUAUAUACA
Molecule: messenger RNA, 2519 nt
Organism: Octopus bimaculoides (California two-spot octopus)
Lineage: Eukaryota; Metazoa; Mollusca; Cephalopoda; Octopoda; Octopodidae
Product: zinc finger CCCH domain-containing protein 14
Biological process (GO): regulation of mRNA stability
Cellular component (GO): nucleus; cytoplasm
Molecular function (GO): metal ion binding; poly(A) binding
Source: RefSeq, a predicted model, not a curated record